Molecule: messenger RNA, 1056 nt
Organism: Cryptomeria japonica (Japanese cedar)
Lineage: Eukaryota; Viridiplantae; Streptophyta; Pinopsida; Cupressales; Cupressaceae
Product: F-box protein At2g27310
Exons: 1
Coding region: 1-1056 (351 amino acids)
Molecular function (GO): protein binding
Source: RefSeq, a predicted model, not a curated record
AUGUCUUUGAAUGGUGAUCUUAUCUCUGAGAUUUUAGGGCGUGUGGAUAGCAUAACACUUGCAAAUGCAGGGUGUGUUUCUUCAGAGUUUCGGGCCAUUGCAAGGCAGGAGAACAUGUGGGAAGACGCAUGUUCGAGUCUCUGGCCCUCCACAGUGGACACAGAUGUUAAGCGACUCAUCUCUUCUUCAUUGGGUGGCUUCAGAAAUUUCUAUGCAAAUUGCUUUCCAUCCAUUGCCUAUGAAAGUAGUGAGAAAGAUUUCAAUUGCAGUGAGAUGAAAAGGAUUGGUGAUGACAGCCUAGAGCUUCAUACUGUUCCCUCUGACUUUGUUUCCCUUGUGGAUGUGUGGUACAUGGACAAGGUAGUCCAUUCCAAAGUCUUGUGGGGUAUUCCUAAUGCAAACGAUUUUGAGGAUUGGUUUUGCAAUUGCCCUUUUAGAAUUGAUCUCAUAGAUUUUUGGGAUUUUGAGAAUGAGGAUCCCACUAAUGAAGAUGGGUUUCCUACAGUUGUGUCUGUUGACAAGGAGAUAAGGGAAGAUAAAUUUUGGGUACAAGUGAUGGACAAUUUUAAGCUUAGUUGGAUUGUGAUAAACAAAAGAACAGGGGAAGCUGCUAAUCUUUCAAGCUGGAGACCUCUGCUUGGGCAAAGGCAUUCUGAUACAGAUUUUUUAAUGCGGUUUGGCUCCAUAUUACCUGCUCAAAACAUAUUGCCUUACAAGGAUGUGCAGUGUAUUCUUGCCAUAAAGAUUAGACUGUCAGAGAAUGAUCAUGGGAGUAUGAAGAUUACUGAACUUGGCAUGCAGUUGGAGGACAUGAUGGGAGCUCGUGUUAAUGGGAGGAACAGUUUGCUUAUACUAGAAAGAGCUCUUGGUUGCGGGAAAAGUAAGGACCAUCAUCAGAUUUUCCAAUCAUAUCAGAGAUACUUGACCCAACAGAGCAAACUGAGAGAAGCAAAGGUGAGGAAUGAAGGUCUUCUAGACACCCUCUAUACUUUAAGUGGCAUUGUUGCAUUUGCUUCACUUUGCUAUUUGAUGGUCGGAGAGACUGGUGUCAUCUGA